Molecule: messenger RNA, 2319 nt
Organism: Elgaria multicarinata webbii
Lineage: Eukaryota; Metazoa; Chordata; Lepidosauria; Squamata; Anguidae
Gene: CDHR4
Product: cadherin related family member 4
Exons: 18
Coding region: 1-2319 (772 amino acids)
Biological process (GO): homophilic cell-cell adhesion
Cellular component (GO): membrane
Molecular function (GO): calcium ion binding
Source: RefSeq, a predicted model, not a curated record
AUGGUACACUACCAAAACACUCUCAAUGAUGUCUCUGCAGAGUUCACUGGCAUUCCAGCCACUGUGAAGUUGGAAGACAGCACAGCUCCAGGCACUAUUGUUACAAACUUCACUGUUGAAUGUGUAAACUCCAGCGAUACGCUCAGUGUAACCUUAGAGCCGAACGUCAGUCCUGCAGCCUCUUUUUUCAAUCCUCUGAACAUCUUAUCCCCUGGCUCCUACCAGGUGAGCCUUAGUCCCAGUGCUGCCCUGGAUGCCAAGCAGGUGAAUCAGUACACCUUGACAUACACUGCCCAUUGUGGAACAGAAGUGGCUAUGAGUGAACUCUUCAUUCACGUAAUCCCAGCAGACAGAUUAGAGUGCAGCCGCAGACUUGGUGACAUAGGACUGGUCCCAUUAAAAGUUCCAGAAAAUUUUAGUCCUGGAGGUUUUAUCUACCACACUGUCCUGAGGGAGCCGCGCACAGGCAGCUUGAACUACACCAUUGAGAAUAAUGAUCUGUCUUUGACAAUCAAUUCUGUUGGAGCCGUGCAGGCACCUGCCACAGGUUUCAGUCGUGAGCAUGCUGGAAAGACCUUCUCAAUGAAAAUUGUGGUCAAGGACAGCGGUGGGAGAAGCUGCCGCAUACCUCUGUCAGUCGAGGUGCUGCCUGUUUAUCAUAACCAAGUCAACUUCACGGCAUCAUCGGUAGCAGUAUCUGUACUGGAAAAUACGGGGCCUCUCAAGGAAAUUAUAAAAGUCCAAGCCACUGGGAAAAAUGUGCUGUACCAGAUCAUCUCUGGAGACACAACCUAUUUCACCAUUGAUUCAGAGAUGGGCGUCAUCAAGAACACGUACAACCUCAAUCUGAAACGCAAUCCAGGCUUAGCCCAGACCCUUCUGUUGGUGAGGGCCUAUGACAUGUCCCAUCCCAUGAUCAGUGCCAACAUCAUGGUUAACAUCACUGUAAAGCCGCACAACCUGCAAGGACCCUUGUGCAGCCCUGCUAUAUAUGUGGCUACAAUUCCAGAGACGACCCCCAACGGGACAACCCUGCCGCCACUGGGUCUGUCUUGUGUUGGUGCAGCAAAUGGCAACCGUAGCCUUCACUACAAAAUAGUCAACCAGAGUCCACCCUACAGCUUCCGAAUGGAGGGCGCAGAUCUGAAGGUGAACUCCACUUUGGACUGUGACUCUGUAACCAUGGCCAGCCUUAAAUUCCAGUACCGAGCCACCAUCCUGGUGAUGGACGAUGGAAGUCCCCCACGAACCACCAGCGUGCCUGUGCUGGUGACAGUGACCCCAGUGAAUGAGUACCCCCCGGAAUGCUCGCCACAGAUCUUUAGCAUUGCAGAAAACGUUGGCUUUGGAAGCUUCGUUGGAAGGGUCAACGCCACCGACCGAGACUAUCCUUUCAACUACACUGAAUACAGCAUCCCGGAUGCAGGUGCUCUCUCCCCUUUCUACAUUGGACGUCGCUCAGGGGAGCUGUAUGUAUCGGGGCCACUGGACCAUGAAAGAAUGCCGUCGUAUCGUCUGAUCGUCCACCUAAAGGACCUGGAUAAUGAUGCACCUCCUUCAGUGCCGCGCACUGGACAGUGUGUCAUCACCAUUAAUGUGCAGAACGUGAAUGACAACCCUCCUGAGUGUAAACCACCCUUUGAGCUGCAUCACAUUUAUUCCACACGGGCUAGAACGAUGAGCAUCACAGCGCUGAAAUGCACGGAUAAGGAUGAACUAAGUGAACUGAUCUACACCAUUGUUGGUGGCAACACAAAUGGACGCUUUCGCAUGGAACGUAAUAAUCUUUUCCAUAACACCUUCUCUUACAACCAUGAUGGCAUUUUUGACCCCCUCACCUUUGAGCUCCUGGUAGAAGUGACAGACAGCCGUAGUGCACCUCGCUUGAGCACCACGGCCACCAUUAUUGUUUAUGUGACUCCUUGGACCACAACGGUGCCUACUACCACCAUCACGACUACGACAGUGCCCAAGAAGCCCAUCAUUCUGUACGGCACUGAGAGAUACUGGGCACCAGAUCCCUGGUUCGUGGUGGUUCUUAUGCUCACUGGAGUGCUCCUCCUUUCUGCUCUGGGUUUGCUGAUCUGGCGGCUCUGCUGGAGGAAGGCACCAGGAGAGAUGUCUCAGUCCCUACUGCAGAACAAGGGCGACGGACUAGAAAGAAAUUACAUCGCGAUCGAAGAGCCAAGCAAGGAGAAAGGGAAAGGUUCCGCUGAGGUGCUGAGCCUGCAACAUGACUUCGAUGGCCGUGCUCAGGACCCUGUCACAGGCCAAUAUUACCUGUUUGACAGCAGCACUGGGGCACGACGUUGGGUGUGA